Messenger RNA from Cetraspora pellucida, 140 nucleotides. The record is from the annotation of a GenBank genome assembly. Lineage: Eukaryota; Fungi; Glomeromycota; Glomeromycetes; Diversisporales; Gigasporaceae.
CUCAAGAUGAACCAGAAGAUGAAGAUGAUUAUUUAACAAAUAUAGAUAAAGCUCAUAUUGAUGAAGUUACAAUAAUUAAUAAUAUCAAUAGAGACUUAUACGAAGAAGUGGAGAGUUAUAAAAAUAAUUGGGAAAAUUAA